Molecule: messenger RNA, 534 nt
Organism: Caenorhabditis remanei
Lineage: Eukaryota; Metazoa; Nematoda; Chromadorea; Rhabditida; Rhabditidae
Exons: 5
Coding region: 1-534 (177 amino acids)
Source: RefSeq, a predicted model, not a curated record
AUGAAUUUCAAACUUUUUGUGGUGCUUUUUUUGGCAGCAUCUCUUCUGGUGUCUAUGAGCGAGGCUGGAAAAGACCGUCGGAAGAAGCAAAAACAAAAGGACCGUGCUGAAGAUGAUGAAGCUGAUGAGGAAACUGCAGGUGGAAAAGGUCUCGAGAAUUCUGGAAAGGGGAAGGAUGAGAAGGAAAGAACAUCUGUUUUGGAGAAACAAGCUGAGAAAAAGACCGAUGACGACGAAUCUUCUUCUGAGGAAGACGAUGAGGAGGAUGGGAAGAAAGACAACUCUACCGUCAUUAUUCGUAAAAGACGUGAGGCUGCAGUCAUUCUUCCAACUGAUGCUAUUGAAGUCCAGCGUAAAAUUCGUUCCAUGAUCCAAAGCUACCGCGCUAUCAGUGCCGACGAAGGACGUAUUCUCCCAACUGAUAACAACAAAUUCAAACGCGACACUCAAAUUCAAAAGUCGAGAGAAAUCAACGACGGUGUACAACUUCCAUUGGACAAGAAGCCGUCUGCCACUGCAUCAACUUCCAAUUGA